CUCUCCUUUACUCAGCGUGUUCUUCUCGUGCUGUUCGCGCGGAGAAGUCUGUAGGCGGGUGUACAUAGCGACUUAACAUAAAGACGUAACAUAAAGAAAAGGGAGUUUCCGAGACAUUUGGGUGGACGUUGCAUUGAAAAGGGGCGAAUUUACUACUUCGUCCAGCAUUCUGCAGGUUUGGAAUUGUCAGCGGUCAUAUCUAGUAGGUUGAAGCAAACAAUUGCUGUUUAUUGAAGGUAGCCUACACUGCAGAUGGCUUCCUUGUGAGACAGCCCAUCAUCGAAUCGAAAGGCCAAGCGUGCAUAAGAAUUUUCUGGAAUCCAGACUCAUACUACAGUGCAAGCAGAGCUUAAGCAGAACCAUGAUCCACUUUGAAUGCCGGCUCCUCAGGGGCCUGCUGGGUUUUAUUUGUCUAUUACCAAUGUGCACGAGUGCAGAACCAAAUAUCUGCGAUCCUCUGAGAACAGUACGGAACAGCCUAAACUCAACCCUGCGGAGACGAUUUAUGAAAAUGAACUUUCCUAUUAACUAUACUAUUCAAGUGCAUUAUGAGGAGGUGUUCAGACUACGCAACAUCAGCAGACUGAAUACGAGUAAUGAAGAUGAACCAGUGCAGAAGAGAGAUCUACAGGAUUUGUGGCUUUUGAUUAGUCAGCAGGGUAUAAAGAGGGUUUUAAGGGUGCUGCCAGAGAGACAUCCUACACGGCGUAAAUACCUCUUCAAUCUGGAGAACCUCUUCAGAAAUUUUCAGGCAAAAUUUCAUGAUUCGAAUCCAGUAGAUCCAGAGAGAGUUCUUCCAGAGAGCAUAGAAAACAUCCGGGAUCGAUUGACAGACCCAUAUUACCAGGGAUGGAAGUCUGUGAAACCCAAGUCACUACUGGAUAACAGUUAUCGGACCAUGCUUUGCCUAUUCAAAGAGUGCUUCUUAAAAGAGGAUGACAAUUAUGAUUAUUGUGAAGUCCUCAACCGGAGGAAAGAGAAGAAAACAACAUAGCAGCAGAUCUAAGCGGAUCCGAUCCUGUUUCAUGUUGCUGGUGUUGGUGUAAAAGGGUGUUACCUGUUUAUGUAGUGACACGCAGCAUGCUUGUGUGCCUCUUGUCCUAGUGAAGUCAUUGAUUGUCUCCACCGGUGUUGUCCAUAUGGAAAAAACUCCAACAACCGUCGCACCACUUGGAAGACACUCUAAUGACCCUGCAGCUAUUGCUCUCCAUCAUUCAGAACAUUCAUACCUCCGUCCACCCGCCCGCAAACUUGCAUAUCGAUGUAGUAUUUUGCUAAAAAGAUUCAUGUUCUAUGGAAGAGACAUGCUUUGACUCUUCGCUGUAGUAUUUUCUAUUGGUAAUUCCAAAAAAGUCUUUGCCACUGUGACUUAUAUUUCUGAGGAAAUUAAAUAUUUUGUCCUUGGUGAAUGCCAAAACAGUAUAUUAUCAAGCUACAUUGUAAAUGUUCUUGGACAUUUUUAGGUAAGAUGUAUAAGUUACAUGGAGCUUCUUUUGUCCACAUAUCAUUUGCAUGCAAAUGUUGUGCUGACUGCUGGCUUAGUCGGCACUGUUGCUUUUACCCGUUGGCUCUUUACUUUGUGCUUUGCUGGUUUAAUGUUGAAAGUUUGCACCAAAGUAGUCCAAUAAAAAGCUUUUUAAGGUGACCAAUAGGGUUUGAUAUCAGGUUUGCAUAUGUUUUAUACACAGAUUUUAAUCUAGUUUAUUUAUUUGGACUCCUGCCACAGAAUGUUCUGGUAACUGUUGUAACAUGGCUUGGAAAUAAAUCUCCCACUAUCACC
Pimephales promelas (fathead minnow) is the source of this 1780-nucleotide messenger RNA. RefSeq names its product interleukin 34 (gene il34). The record is from RefSeq and is a predicted model, not a curated record. Gene Ontology annotation, molecular function: macrophage colony-stimulating factor receptor binding. Gene Ontology annotation, biological process: positive regulation of protein phosphorylation; positive regulation of monocyte differentiation; positive regulation of cell population proliferation. NCBI's taxonomy places the organism in Eukaryota, Metazoa, Chordata, Actinopteri, Cypriniformes, Leuciscidae.